Molecule: messenger RNA, 863 nt
Organism: Aureobasidium pullulans EXF-150
Lineage: Eukaryota; Fungi; Ascomycota; Dothideomycetes; Dothideales; Saccotheciaceae
Exons: 1
Coding region: 189-488 (99 amino acids)
Source: RefSeq, a predicted model, not a curated record
CUCCCAUUCAGGGUUCCUGUUACUUUUCUAUCCAACACAACCAACAAUCUUCAUACCACAACGACGAGACUCCUUUGGCAUCUCCCUUCACUCCAUCAGGCGAGGACAUUGUAUCGGAUCCAUCACACCCUUUGCUGGCUUAUCGACCUUUCUUACAUUCUCCUUCAACCACCACUGUUCGCAACACAAUGGAUAGUCUUCUUCAGCUCCAAACACAAGCUGCACACAUUCCUCCUCCAAGACGACCUCAACCUCAGCCUAUUCAAAACGUGCUUGCUGUCGGUGACGACCUAUCAGAUUCCGAUGACUUGACAAGUUUCGCCUUCUCACAUUCACAAAUGGAACUCGCCAGAUGUUCACGCUGCCGUCGCUCUCAAAGCAUCGACAUGUCAACAGGCAAGGCUGCCAACAUGGUCUCCUACGGCUUGAAUUCCUUUUACUGUCUGAGAUGCGCCAACAUCGUCGGUUUCGGCUCUCAAAGCCGCUAAAAACGCAUUCGCUGCGCUACCGGUCUCAUCUCAUCUCUCGACCUCACCACCGGUUCCUCAUCUUUUGACCAGUCCAUCGGUCACUCAUGUUACGAUCAUCACGACAUUUUCAUGCGCAGUCUGCAUGAUCUCUUUCUACGAUACAAAAACCUCUCUGGACACUUAACCAGAGUUAUGAUGGGUUCAUUCAAGGCGUUGUAGACCCAAGGGUCACUGAAGCGAGCAUUUUUGGAGUUUCUUUUGUUUGCAUUCCGGCACUGGGUCCUGUCCAGCCGGUUCAUUUUGUUAUUUUAGAUACCCCUGUUGCAUAAGCAUACUGGUUAUGCCUUCUUCGACCGAACCAAUGAACAACAUUUCUCAGACCUGCCCAAUUCU